AUGAUCUCUUCAGCCACUGACUUUGUUUUGGACUAUCCCAGGCCUGUGAUGCCCAACAUGAUCUUCGUCAGUGGCAUCAACUGCUACCAGCGAAAGCCACCAUCUGAGUACGGCAGCCACUGGUUUACCAUGCGGUCCGUGGUGGAGAAUCUCAUCCACAAAGGGCACGAACUGGUUGUGGUCAUUCCAGACGUGAGUUGGCAACUGGGACCAACACUGAAUUGUACAGUGAAGACUUAUAAAACUUCUCACACCCUGGAAGAUUUGAACCGUCAUUUGAUGGAUUUUAACAAAGUUCACUGGAAAACUCGAAUACAACGCUUAUCUUCCCUAUUACAGAAUUCAUCCAUGGGUUUAUUUGAUUUAUUUUUUUCACGCUGCAGGAAUUUGUUUAAUGACAAAAAAUUAGUAGAAUACUUAAAAGAGAGUUCUUUUGAUGCUGUAUUUCUGGAUCCUUUUGAUCUAUGUGGCUUAAUCGUUGCCAAGUACUUUUCACUACCCUCUGUGGUCUUCAGCAGGGGAGUAAUUUGUCAUUAUCUUGAGGAAGGUGCCCAGUGCCCGGCUCCUCUUUCUUAUGUUCCCAGAAUGAUCUUAGGGUUCUCAGAUGCCAUGACUUUCAAGGAAAGAGUACAGAACCAUAUCUUCCAUUUGGGGGCUCAUUUAGUUUGCCCCCAUUUUUUAAAAAGAUGGGUUAGAGAGUUGCCUCUGAAAUCCUCCCAAGGGACACCUGUCACGGCGUAUGAUCUCUUCGCCAACACGCAAUCUGGCUGCUUGCGAACCGACUUUGUUUGGACUAUCCCAGGCCUGUCAUGGCCCAACAUGAUCUUCGUUCGGUGGCAUCACAACUGCAGCCAGGGAAUCCACUGCAUGAAGGUGGAUUGUUCCGCUUGUAGCUCAUGA
Messenger RNA from Microcebus murinus (gray mouse lemur), 900 nucleotides. The record is from RefSeq and is a predicted model, not a curated record. Lineage: Eukaryota; Metazoa; Chordata; Mammalia; Primates; Cheirogaleidae.